Malus domestica (apple) is the source of this 1525-nucleotide messenger RNA. Its product is annotated as WAT1-related protein At5g64700-like. Gene Ontology annotation, cellular component: plasma membrane. NCBI's taxonomy places the organism in Eukaryota, Viridiplantae, Streptophyta, Magnoliopsida, Rosales, Rosaceae. Gene Ontology annotation, molecular function: transmembrane transporter activity. The record is from RefSeq and is a predicted model, not a curated record.
AGAUAUAUAGAGAGCUGUUAAGGUAUUGGCCCGUUGGUAAGGCCGCGUGUCUGACUUAUCGCCUUCUAAAUACGAGAGAGCUAUCAAGAGACUAGAGAGACAGGCAUGGAAAUGGGGUUUGUGAAAAAAUGGUUCAAGUGGUCACAGCUAGUGUUGGCCAUGUUGAUGGUGCAGAUAUUUGUGACAGGGAUGCAAUUGCUUUCCAAAGUUAUACUGAGUGAAGGAACCUUCAUUUUGGCACUCAUCACGUACCGGCACAUAUUUGCCGCCAUUUGUGUCGCCCCUUUCGCCUUCUUUCUUGAAAGAAAGAAAGAAAAAAAGUUAGGUUGGUGUGUUUGGUUCUGGCUCUUUGUCAAUGCCUUAACUGGUAUCACAAUAGCAAUGGGAUUGUAUUACUACGGCCUUCGGGACACCGCGCCUGCAUAUGCCACCAACUUCCUCAACUUAAUUCCGGUAGCUACUUUCGUGCUCUCCAUCGUAACCCGCAUAGAGAAACUGAACCUGCAAACUAGGGCAGGCAAGAUCAAGACUCUUGGGGUAAUUGUAUGCGUGGGAGGGGCCAUAACUGCGAGCCUUUACAAGGGAAAAGCGUUUUAUAUGUGCCAGCACAGUAAUCACCCUCAUCGAUACACUGUCAAUACAUCUGACGCUCAUUGGACUCGCGGCACCUUCAUGCUCGCGGGUAGCUGCCUGUCCUAUUCUGCGUGGUUCAUAGUCCAAGCUAGGUUUCUGAAAUUAUUCCCUUUGAAAUAUUGGGCAACAAUGUUAAUGUGCCUCACGGCAGCCGUGCAAUCAACAGUCAUAGGCUUAUGUAUGGACAGACGGGCAGCUUCAUGGCGGUUAGGGUGGAAUUUGCAACUCGGUACUAUAAUUUAUUCGGGAGCACUAAACACAGCUGCAACAUUCUGCUUACUUUCAUGGGCCAUCUCAGUCCAAGGACCUCUGUAUCCUCCCAUGUUCAACCCAUUGUCUCUAAUUUUGGUUGCCUUAUCGUCAGCUCUCAUACUCGGCGAAGAGAUCAGAACCGGAACCUUGUUGGGGAUGGUUAUGAUCAUAGUUGGGCUGUACUCAUUUUUGUGGGGUAAAAGAAAGGAGAGGAAAGCCUCAGCUUUGCCAGACUCACAAGCUCAGCCAGAACCGGCAAAAACAAACGAUGAGCCGGCCGCCACAGGGUCACAAUUGACAGCUGUUGUAAUGCCGACUACUUCACCAGUUCACUAUCACGGAGGUGGCGUUUGAGAGAUGUUGGAGGAAGUGGUGAUAAACACAGAAGAAAAAGCCUAGGGAUCUCAGGAUUCUGUUUCAAAUGAGAUCGAUUCCCAUAACUAAUUUUAAAUAAAAUGGUAAGUAAACUAAAUUUAUGUCAAGAUUUAAGAGAGACAGACAUCUGACGCCAUUAAGAGUGGAACAAUUCGUUAUAUAUCGUAAUUUAUCUUGUCAGUUCACGGGCGUAGGAUUUUGUAUUCUUAAACUAUUUAUGCAUCUCAAAACAUUAUGUAAGGAAUCAACAUACAAGAAAAUAAAA